This is a messenger RNA of Zea mays, 2543 nucleotides long. Its product is annotated as ankyrin repeat-containing protein. Bases 688 to 2268 code for a protein of 526 amino acids. The transcript is spliced from 3 exons. NCBI's taxonomy places the organism in Eukaryota, Viridiplantae, Streptophyta, Magnoliopsida, Poales, Poaceae. Gene Ontology annotation, molecular function: protein binding. Gene Ontology annotation, cellular component: plasma membrane. The record is from RefSeq and is marked validated.
AUGUGUAUCUCUGUGCCGUAUAAACGAGAUUGAAGCCUAAGGGAGUAUGACUUACAAUCUGUUCCCAAAGUAUAGGUUCGACAUCAAUUUAGCUUGAUUAAAUUCUCCAGGAGCACGUCUUGAUUAAAACUAACCAAACUAGAGAACUUAAAAGGGUGGCAUAUAUUAGUCUAAACACCAAUCGUUCAACAGCACAAAUGGUAGCACUUGUUCGAUGAUGAGAACACCGAACGCUUCAGUAUUUGCAUCCGAGAACCAAAGCCGUGAUUCGCGUCUGAAAUUCUGAAUCUGUUUUUUGCUCGAUUGGCAAGACACAGGUGCGUUCCGCCUCGCGUCAGUCUCGCUGCAACAAACCAAGGUGGGAGUGCGACGGUGCGAGGCCCCAUGGAAUGCAAUGGAAAGCACCGGGUGCCCGUCCCGUCCCGUCCGGGGUGCUCUCCUCUCCCUCUUGCUCCCUGCCGCGUGCCGCUCCUUUCACUUUCUGCCGCUGGUAUUCUUCUACGGAGAAAAGGAGUGGCAAAGGAUCUCACAGCCGCCAAGGAAAGCAAAGCAAAACCGAGUCCACAUCGGUCCAGGUCCACUUGACCACUACCGCGGCGACCGCACUCCGCACCACCAAUCAAUCAGGCGCUGGAGUGACAGCGGCGGCAACACCACGCCCACGCGGCUGCCGGAGCCGACCCCCCGAUGGAUCUCCCGCCGCUCUCCCACCAAGCGCUCUUCGCCGCCGUCCGAUCCGCCGACGCGGCCGCCGUCCGCGCGCUCCUGGCCGACGCCGAGGCGUCGGGCACCUCCCUGGCCGCGCUCGCCGCCGCGCAGACGGACGCGGGGGAGACCGCGCUGUACGUCGCCGCGGAGGCCGGCAGCGAGGAGACCGUGAGCCUCCUCCUCCCGCUCUACGACCUCGAGGCCGCCACCGUCCGCUCACGCCUCGAUCUCGACGCCUUCCAUGUCGCCGCCAAGCAGGGCCACACCGGGGUUGUGAAAGAGUUUUUGGGGCGGUGGCCAGGGCUUUGCUCAGUCUGUGACUCUUCCAACACUAGCCCCCUCUACUCCGCUGCUGUCAAGGAUCACUUGGAUGUGGUAAAUGCUAUACUGGACACUGAUGAUAGCUGCAUAAGGAUUGUGCGGAAAAACGGGAAGACAUCCCUACAUACUGCUGCAAGGAUUGGAUACCAUCGUAUUGUCAAGGCACUCAUAGAGAGGGAUCCAGGAAUUGUUCCGAUCAAGGAUAGGAAGGGACAAACUGCACUUCACAUGGCUGUGAAAGGCAAGAACACAGAUGUAGUGGAAGAGUUACUGAUGGCUGAUGUUUCCAUUCUCAAUGUGCGGGACAAGAAGGGAAAUACUGCUUUGCACAUAGCUACACGGAAAUGGAGGCCCCAGAUGGUACAGCUUCUUCUUAGCUACGAAUCACUUGAAAUUAAUGCUAUCAAUAUUCAAAAUGAAACAGCUAUGGAUUUGGCUGACAAAGUUCCUUAUGGUGAGUCUAAAACGGAAAUAAUAGAGUGGUUGACAGAGGCUGGUGCAAAGAAUGCCAGAAAUGUGGGGAAAAUUGAUGAGGCAUCAGAACUGAGGAGAACUGUGAGUGAUAUCAAGCACAAUGUUCAGGCACAGCUUAGCGAGAAUGCUAAGACCAAUAAACGAGUGACUGGGAUUCGCAAAGAAUUGCAGAAACUGCAUAGAGAAGCUAUUCAGAACACCAUCAAUUCAGUCACCAUGGUAGCAACCCUGAUUGCCUCCAUUGCCUUCGUUGCCAUAUUCAAUUUGCCAGGUCAAUACUUCCAAGAUGUGAAUAGCGGGGGAGACAUUGGUGAGGCUCAAAUAGCCAAGCUUACUGGUUUUCGUGUCUUCUGCCUUCUGAAUGCAACUGCUCUCUUCAUUUCCCUCGCGGUGGUCGUCGUGCAGAUCACCUUGGUUGCCUGGGAAACUGGUGCCCAGAAGCAAGUUAUCAAGAUCGUAAAUAAGCUCAUGUGGACCGCAUGCCUUAGCACAGGUGCGGCUUUUAUCUCACUGGCAUAUGUUGUAGUUGGCCCGCAGCAUGCCUGGAUGGCCUUCACAGUAUCAGCCAUCGGAGGUCCGAUCAUGAUUGGAACCCUCCUGUUCCUAGCCUAUCUGUUGUUGCGCCCACGGUUCAAGUUUGGCGAAGACAGACAGCGCCGCAUCAAGAGGGCAAGCGGCAGCAAGUCCUUCUCCUGGUCACUCCAUGAUGGUUUUUCAGAUCUGGAAGCCUUCUCUGAUCAUGAGAAGAAGAUAUAUGCCCUGUAGGAAGGUGUAACAGUAAUUACUCUUGCAUGAGAAGAGGCAAUUGGGAGAGUGCAAAUGGUUCGUGUAUAUAUUUGGUUUAGCUGUUUUAACCUUUUAGGUCUGUGGUGAGCCGCAGUUGGACCUUCUCGUGUACUAUAUCUAAGAAUGAAGAGCUGCACCUAUUAUGAAGUGCAAGUAUAUGACCAAAAGUUACUCGUGUACUGAGCAUGCUUGAAACUGUUGCCGCUUGUGAAUUGGCUACACGUUGUAUCGUAUCAUUAUUCCCCUUCUAAACC